UUCUUGACUGACCGGCGGAGUGCGGCAUUGGAGGAGGUAGAGUUUCCUGCGUGGAUGGCUUACGCGGAAAAGUUGGAUAUCGGCUUCAGCUGCGUUUUGUACCAUGCGGCAACUUGCAACAGCAGCACCGAGAUCCUGCAUAAGGGUUGCUGGAGUAGCCAGGAGGACUGUAAUCCGUCGGAAUGCGCCGCCGCUGGCCCGUCGACCAAACAAACAACAGGUCCCCCGAUUUAUUUCUGUUGCUGUGAACGACCGAUGUGUAACCGCGACUUUCAUCAAAUACCUCAAAUUACGGCAGCUAGCUCACCGCAGGCUGUAAAUAAACGUUCCGCCUCCGUCGUCAUCUUCGAUGACUCACUGUCGAUUGUAAAGUACAGCCUCAUUCCGAUAUUUAUGAUCGCCCUGCUAAUUCUCUUCAUUUUCUUCCUCUAUCGCCGUUGUCGGCUAAAUCGAGAAAUGAAGCCGAAUUCAUCAUUUUCUUCUGUCUCUCACAAACUGCCGCCGUCCCCGAAAUCGCCACCUCGACUUAUUCAGUUGAUUAAGGUGACGUCACGUGGUAGAUUCGGGGAUGUUUGGAAGGCUGUGAUGAAUGACCAGGCUGUGGCGGUGAAGAUCUUUCCGGCUCAUGACGUUGACAGCUGGGUGCAGGAACAGGAAAUAUACGCUGUUCCUGGUUUAAAAAAUCAUGCGAACAUCCUGCGAUUCGUUACGGCAGAAGUUCGAGGUACUGCCGCUCAGCCGGAGUACUGGCUUGUGACCGUGUUUCAUGAAAAUGGCUCUUUAUACGACUAUUUAAAGAGUCACGUUAUCAACAUGCACCAGCUCUUGCACAUCAGUGUCACCAUGCUGAGGGGUCUGUCGUUCCUGCAUGAAGAGAUCAUCGAGGGCGACAGAGUCUACAAACCGACCAUAGUUCACCGUGAUUUCAAAAGUCGUAACGUAUUGCUGAAGACCGAUCUCAGUGCAUGUAUUGCCGACUUCGGUUUGGCGCUCAAGUGCGAAGACGGCCGAACUCCAAACGAUACUCAUGGACAGGUCGGCACUCGUCGCUAUAUGGCUCCGGAGGUGCUCGAGGGAGCGACUGAGUUUAGCGCUUUCGCUUUCAAGCAGAUCGACGUGUACGCUGCAGCAUUGGUGCUAUGGGAGUUGAUGCAUCGAUGCAACUUCGGAAAUGGGCCGGUAAAAGAUUUCAAGCUGCCGUUCGAGGACGAGAUCGGAAUUCGCCCAUCAUUACAGGAUAUGCAGGAACUGGUUGUUGCCCAGAAGAAACGUCCUGCGAUUGAGGACUGUUGGAAAGAAAGUCCCCAGGGAAGCGCAAUUUGCGGUACAAUGGAAGAGAUGUGGGACAGUGAACCGGAAGCUCGAAUUACAACAGGGUGUGCUCUAGAAAGAUUCUUGGCAUUGUGGAACACUUUGCCAAUAAUGCCGGACGGCCUUUGCACAGAGAAGACCCCUCUGAUAAAGGACCUGUCCGCAUCGUCGUUGGCGAUGGUCUGA
Molecule: messenger RNA, 1497 nt
Organism: Soboliphyme baturini
Lineage: Eukaryota; Metazoa; Nematoda; Enoplea; Dioctophymatida; Soboliphymatidae
Source: the annotation of a GenBank genome assembly